Oppiella nova is the source of this 924-nucleotide messenger RNA. The record is from the annotation of a GenBank genome assembly. NCBI's taxonomy places the organism in Eukaryota, Metazoa, Arthropoda, Arachnida, Sarcoptiformes, Oppiidae.
AUUGUGUCGGACAAUGAUGUCUGGUAUAAGGGCUGCAAGUAUUCAGUGCCCGUCGAGAGUCUCUAUUCAUCAUCGGGCAUCCCUUACGCCAAACCCCCUAUCGGUGAUCUCAGGUUUCAAAGACCACAACCCAUCGACUACUCGGUGCCUACACUAAUAGACUGUACGGACUACGGGACGGCAUGUAUGCAACCCAUACCCACAUCGGGACACUCAUCGGAGGACUGUCUCUACUUAAACAUAUGGACGCCUACAAUGGACAUUGGGGCUGGCCUACCGGUUAUGGUGUACAUACACGGCGGCGGGUUUACCAUAGGGUCGGGCCAUCCCUAUCUGAUCGACACAUUUUCUAUAAGCAAUGUCUACGGCGGAGCUAUACUAGCGCUCCGGGAUGUGGUUGUCGUGAAUUUCAACUACCGGUUAGGGGUCUGGGGGUUCCUAUACGGCAAUAGUAGCGACUGUCCCGGAAAUAUGGGUCUCUGGGACCAGAGUAUGGCAUUGAAUUGGACCCGACAUCACAUACAUGCCUUUGGUGGCGAUCCCAAUAGGAUUACCCUGUUUGGUGAGAGCGCCGGUAGCAUAUCGAUUAGCAAACACCUGGUCUCUAAUGUUACCCGUAAUUGGUUUCAGAGAGUUAUCAUGCAAUCGGGGUCUGCGUUUAAUAAGAUGUGGUCACAGGACACGGACUACUCCUACUCUAUAGCCCGCAAAUUUGCUACCGAUCCCAUACUAUGGCCCGAUAGCGGCACCUGUAAUGACGAGCGCACAUGGAUUCAGUGUUUUCGUAACAAAACAUCGACACAACUCCUAUGGGCACAGACCCAGUCGGGACUACUAUGGAAACCCCGGGACCCAUGGAUCACAGUAGGCCUGUCCACGUAUUUUAAGCCUAUAUUCGGCGACCGAUUCCUACCCAUACCUGUG